Molecule: messenger RNA, 4391 nt
Organism: Pieris rapae (cabbage white)
Lineage: Eukaryota; Metazoa; Arthropoda; Insecta; Lepidoptera; Pieridae
Exons: 4
Coding region: 866-3115 (749 amino acids)
Molecular function (GO): DNA binding
Source: RefSeq, a predicted model, not a curated record
AAUAUUAUUCAUUAGUAGUUUUUCCAUCGGAAGUGCAUUGUUUAACGCAUAAUGCAGCAUAGUACAUUUUCAAAUGGAAUCCAAAUGAUGACAUUUUAUUUGUCUUAAUUGUAUAACUUCAUUGUGUUCAGAUAAUGUAGAUUAUGGAAACAGAUUCAUUUCUGAACCAUUAAAUCUACUUAAUCAAUUCGUUAUAAACUUGUUGUUGUUGUUUUGCUUAUUUCCAAAAAGUAACAUAACAAAUUCCUAAUACGAUGACGUCAAUGCAUAAAUUAAAAACGACUCAUAUUCUAUUUUCGCCUAUCUGAUUAGCAUAAAGUUUGUACAGUACUCACUGUAGCAGUUCAUGAAGAAAAGUUAUCACAUUAUGAGGGACUGCUAUUCUAAUAUAAAUUUGUUUUCUGAUAUGUUAUCAGCAAACCACCUUAAUACUCAUUCAUACAUUCAAUCACUCUAUGCUAUAAUUAUAAACCUUAUAAAGAUAAAUUGAUUCACACAAUAUGGUUAAUUCAAUUUUUCGGAAGAAAUAACCAAAUAAUCAAAUCGAAACAGCAUCAUAAUUAAGUCAACUUGAUAUGAUUUGACUCAUUGACGUAACGUAUAAUAUUUACUUUAUUGUUAUUUCUACUGAGCAGAAGUUUUUCGAAAUAACGAACUGAGUUCAACUACCUAUUAUCGACCUAUUGCUGACGCAAUAUGAAACGUGCUCCCCUCUCAUCGGACCAAUACGUUCAUCCAGUUGUUUAUAAUAUUCCGGUCAAAGUGGCGGAGAAUUAGUUGUAGAAUCGCUUCGGUAUCUCUAUAACGCGUGACAAAUGUGACGAAAUUUAUUCUUGUUGCAAGAGAUACAUAACUGAAAUAAAAGAUGACACGUGAAACGGAUAAAGCAUUCUAUGUUGUUCAAUUCAAAGAUAAGCCUUUUGAAAGUAUUGAUGAAUACGUGUGCGUGCCGUAUACGUGGAUGAUAGUAAGUCGCCUGAUGACUGGCAUGGUCAUUGUUGCGUACCCUAAUGAGGAAGAUCCUUUUUAUACAAGAGAUCGCGUGAAGAGGGAGGAGAGGCGCAAUAAAAAGUGGAAAUUUUAUUUUGCUACUGUCAAAAAUAAAUCAUAUUCUUACAAUGAUGCACAAAGUUGGAUCGCUUUGGUUAAAGAAGAAUCAAAAGUAACAGAUAAGCAACCAAAGUUUCCGGUGAAUAAGGAACUGCGCAGUGCCUAUCAACCAAAAAGAUCACGUCCCACGAAAAUGGAAAGAAAUCUGGCCAUUGACGCACAGACUCCAUCGAAUUCAAUCGACCAAACCAGACAUUUGUCGACGCGUUCAGUACAACAACCAAUAGUGGUUGGUCAUAAUAAAUCUCAAAAUGAUUCACGAGUUUUAGGAAUGCACACUGAAAAUAGCAGACAAAACUCAGAAAUUCCUAUUCUUCCAAUCUACCAACCUUCUAGAAAACAACAUACAACAGUCCAUGCUAACGGAUAUCAAAACUUAUGCACGCAGAAACAGUUGGUCAAUCAAUCUACACAAAUGAAUUCAAAGCCAAAACGAGUUAACUAUAUGGAUGACGGUGCUAGAUCAUCUGUGACUGGAAGUCAUCUAAACGUCAUGGAGAAUGCGAGUCAAAGAGACGAGUACAUUGUAAAAGAAUCUCGGACACCGUAUCAUGUACCUUCAGAUUCCGAUGCUGUUAGGGAUCAUGAAGAAGUUUCAAAUCGCGACAGAGCUGCAGAUGAAUCACCUGUCAAGACAACGGACAAUGUUUAUGGGACUGCUAAGGAUCUUAGCCAUGAUUCUGCAGAUAAACCGAUAGCUGACAAAAACUCUACAUCAACAAAUCACCAGACGCAUUCAAAAUUUAUUUUAGAGCAGCAAAUGUUGGACAACAUAGAUAUCCUCUUUACUGAAAUUCUCUCUACUGUGCGUCAUAUGACUGAUAUGUACUGGACCUUACACAGUUUAAAUCUCGAUAUUGCCGAAAAAUAUAAAAAGUUAUUGGGUUCCGUCGAACAAUUUAAAACAGCUGCUAAUGAUCCUAGACAUGAUUCUGCAGAUAGGCCGACAGCUGACCAAAACUCUACGUCAACGAAUCACCAGACGCAUUCGAGAUUUAUUUUUAGCGAGAGAGAGCAGCAAAUGUUGGACAACUUUGCUAUCCUCUUUAUUGAAAUGCGCUAUACUUUUCGUCAUACGACUGAUAUGUACCACACCUUACGGAGUUCAAUCCUCGAUAUUACCGAGACAUAUAGAAAGUUUUUGGGUUCCGUCGAACAAUUUAAAACAGCUGCUAAUGAUCCUAGACAUGAUUCUGCAGAUAGGCCGACAGCUGACCAAAACUCUACGUCAACGAAUCACCAGACGGAUUCGAGAUUUAUUUUAGAGCAGCAAAUGUUGGACAACUUUGGUAGCCUCUUUACUGAAAUGGACUCUACUUUGCGUCAUGCGACUGAUAUGUACAACAUCUUCCGGUGUUCAAUCCUCGAUAGUGCCGAAACAUAUAAAAAGUUAUUGGGUUCCGUCGAACAAUUUAACACAGCUGCGGGAAACACAGCUAGCAGCGCCUCUCCUUCGAGCAACUUAACACGUGAAGGUUCACGGUCACCUGAAGAAACACACACUGAAGUAACUGCGAGUGCCAGUUCUAGUUAUCAAGAUCAACAUAGAAUUGAUGUUGCUUACAAAGAGUUAUACCGGUUCGUUCUACCACCGGAAUAUGAUGCUGAUGAUACAAGAUGGACAUUGAAGUAUCGAACAAAUCUGCCAGGACUCGUAGAACUUAUGCCCCAAAGCGGUGUUUACGUCAGCUCCGGAGACCUCAAUCACUGUAAGCAUGUAUCGAAAGAUUGCAAAUCAUUAGCUGUUACAUUAUUACCAGAAGUCUUCAGCAGAAAUGCACUGAGUGUUUGUUUAUCAAUGACUGAGACACGGCAGGCUUAUAAUAAUAAGUGUCUUCUCUGUAGGCCAGAAUUAGAUAAGCAUGCGUGUUCGAUACUGUUAAAUUUUGUUUGUGAGCAUGGGAUCCGACGUGGUUGGAAUACUGAUCUAGAACCUAUCCUCAGAAUCUUACACUGUAAGACGCAAGAGAUUCGGUUCAAAUACGGUGUAUUGGUUAAAUGUUAACAACACAAAGUGGCCCAAUUAGAGAAAGUACUUCAAUGUGUAAGUACUGCCCGGACUAAACCAACCACGUCGAGCAAUCAAGCUUCCAUGGAACCAUUGAUGCUCCUUCAGCAAAGCAUCAAACCAACACUGAAGCUACUAUAUGCAAGAUUCUCGACCCUGCAAUCCUAAUGAACCACUUUGUACAAAGAGAAGAUCGCUGGAAUUAAAUCGCAGCCUACGCUCGACGCUUUUGCGGAAAAAUUUUCAGAGUGGGUGAAAAUCCCACACUACCGAACAUCAUUGUUAUAAAGUCUUAAAAAGGUUUUCCCCGUCGUAAAAAAAACAAAAACUUACAAUAUUGCUUUGUUAGUAAAGCCAUUCAAUAAUUUUAAAUUAUUGAAGCUUAGAAUUUGAAAAUUAGAAUUGUAUAAUAACAUUCGUAUGAUAUUAUUUCGGAAUCACGGGUUAGACUUAAUAGUCAUCAUUAAUAGUUGUAAUUUUAAUUUAUGUUCCUAAUAUUUCUGUGAGAAAUAUACCUCUAACAUCUAAUGUUAAAUCAUCUAAUAAAUUUUAUAUGUAUUAGUAAAACCUAUUGUCGAUACAUCCAGUGUGUUUAUUUUAUAUUUUAUUUUUAACUUUAUUUUUAUUGUAAAGAUGUAUCUGUUUUGUUUACAAAUAAAUAAAUAAAUGUUAUAAACAAUCAAGUAUUAAUAGUAGCAGCCUUAUGGUAGUAUUCUCAGAUACGUUCACUUGUGGUGCCAAUAAGGCGGCUGAUAAGUAAAAGUAGUUUACCAUGUUUGGAAUAUGCUAAACAACAGUAACAUAUUAGUAAAAUGUUCCGAAACUGUUAUUUUAUUAUUAUGUUGGCAUGAAGCAUCUUGUUUUGUAUGUAGCAGAGGAUCAAUAUGCCAUCGAUCGCAAAAUCAGGACGUAGCUUGAUACAGGGAAUAAUGUGAGAAGUGUUGAUAUGUGUGCUGCUGUUGUUGUUCUUAGCACUUCUGUGGCUGCAUUUCACGUAUUCACGGGGUGAGAAUUCAACCCAUCGUUUUACAGGAUAGCAAAAACUAGACCAUAGCAGCUCUUACUGAAAUCGUCGAGGUUCCAACAACCAUUCAUUACAAUGGGAGAGUUCACAAUUGUAACUGAUCCAAAUGUUAUAAAUGUUUGACGUUAUUUAAUAUUUUGUUUGUCUGCAGUAUAUUGUCGGAGCAGUUUCAACUGUUAAUGAAGCGAGAUGUAUAAUAUGUUUCGUCAGAAUAUACACACCAGAAAAUAAAAAGAAGCAUUUCAUUUA